This is a messenger RNA of Dermatophagoides farinae (American house dust mite), 3738 nucleotides long. NCBI's taxonomy places the organism in Eukaryota, Metazoa, Arthropoda, Arachnida, Sarcoptiformes, Pyroglyphidae. The record is from RefSeq and is a predicted model, not a curated record.
CUGUUUUUUAGUGGGGAUGUUUUUUUUUGUUUAAAUAGUGACAAGAUAUCAUUGUACACACCCACCACCAUAUUCACAUAUAAAUGUACUAAUAAAUCAUACGUACACACCUUGUUUUCGAAUUUAUUCUGUUUUAUGUAUUUUGAUUUCUAUGUCCGUAUUCUCAUCAAAUCAAUUGUUGAUGACAUAUUUCAUAUAUUUAAAUCAUCCACAUAUCUACAUAUUUUACAUUUGUUGCAAUAAAAACAAUACGCCCAUAACAUCAUAAUAAUAAUAAUAAUACAUCAUAACCCACCCAUUUUAUCACUGCUUUUUUUCUGUUUUCAAUAUUGAUUGAUCUCAUCUUUAUUAUUGAUCUUUUGUUUUUGAACAACAACUACAACCAAUUACAGAAUGUCUCAAGUAUCCGUAUCGCCAAGCCCAAGACAUUCAAGCUAUCAUCAUCAAUUACCUGCAAAUAGUAGUCCAACAUCAACCAUCAGUGAUGAUGAUGAUCUAAGUAAUCAUUCGGAUUCACCAAAUGAUCUCAGAACAGCUCAGAAAUCAUCACGACAUCAUAGUAGCGGUGGAUUUGGAAAUGGUACAGGAAGUGGCUAUCAUUCAUUCUAUUCACCACCACAAUCACAUCAUAAUAGUGGAUCAAAUAGUUCACAUUCACAACAACCACAAUAUGUUGCAACUAAUGAAUGUCGUCUUAUUGAAUAUCGUGGACAUCGUAUUGCAGCAUUUUUGGCUGCAAAUCGUCAAGGAGAAUAUCUGCUUUGUUUACCACAGGCAUUUGAAUUAUUCUUGAAACAUUUGGUUGGUGGCCUCCAUACAGUGUAUACUAAACUUAAGCGUUUAGAUAUUGUACCGAUCGUAUGUAAUGUUGAACAGGUACGAAUUCUACGUGGAUUAGGAGCAAUACAACCAGGUGUGAAUCGUUGUAAAUUACUAUCAGCAAAUGAUUUCGAUGUACUAUACAAAGAUUGUACAACUGCUCGUUGGCCUGGUCGUCCACCUAAACGUAGUUCAGGAAUACCAAGUCCAGAACCAGGAAAUUAUGGUACCGUACCAGGAUCGCAUAUGACAACAUCACAACAACAACAACAAGCGGCCAAUAAUUUAUUACCAUUAUUGGGUUUUACUAGUGCAGCUGCAGCAGCCGCUGCUGUAUCGAAUAAUAAUUCAAAUAAUGGCAAUGGUGGUGGUACUGGUGGUGGCAAUGAAAAUAUUAAUAAUAAUGGCGGUAGUAAUGGUGGUGGUAAUAAUAAAAAAGCCAGAUAUUCAUCAUCCGAUUUGGAAUGCGAUUAUGAUCUCGAUUUAAAACAAUUGAAUAGUGGCAAUGUGAAUCAUACGACAUCGGCAUCAGUAGCGGCAGCAAAUUCAGCCGCAACGGCUGCUACAGCGGCAGCAGCAAUGUUAGCUGCAAAUGGUUAUACUGCAGCUGCAUUUCCAUUUUUACAACAUUUAAGUGCAGCAGCCGCUGCACAACAUCAACAGCAGCAGCAACAACAACAACAACAGAAUUCAUUAUCAAACCAGAAUCAUCAUCAAACAACAACAACAACAACGACAACACCGAUAACAACAUCAAUAUCAUCAAGAGAACGUGAACAACGUGAACGUGAACGUGAACAACAGCUUGUAGCCGCUGCUGCAGCUCUUGGAUUACCAACAUUAUCCUCAUCAUCAUCAACAACGACAACAUCAACAAAUAGAUUUGGUAACAGUAGUCCACCACCAGGUAUCACUCCACAUAACCAUCACCAUCAUCAUCAUCAUCAUCAUCAGCCACAUCAUCAACAACAGCAGCAACAACAACAACAUUAUUCAUCGUCACCAUCGAUAACAACAACAUCGACGACAUCAGCUGUUGGAUCAUCAUCAACAACUACAACAAUAACUGGAAAUAAUUCAGGAAAUUUUGGUUCAUCAUCAUUAUCUUCUUUGGGUAAUGGCGGAAAUAGAAAUAAUGAUGGAAUUGGUAUCGGUGGUUCGAAUACAUCACCAACAAUAUCAUCAUCAACCAAUUCGAUAACUGGAACGACAAUGGAUAAUAAUCAUCAUCAUCAACAACAACAAGCAGUUGCGGCAGCUGCAGCUGCGGCUGCUGCAGCGGCAGCAGCCGCUGCUGAUUUUAAUCCAACUGCAGCAUAUUUGUGGUUAUUAUCGCAACAACAACAACAUUUACCGAAUGCAGCGGCAGCUGCAGCUGCAUUGAAUCUAAGUAAUCGUAAUUCUUUAACCGGUAUUGAUGGUCUACAAGCAGCGGCUAAUAAUUUCCUGAAUGGAUCCGCUUCAUUUGAUAAAAAUAAUUUGAAUUCAAAUUCCAUCAACAACAAUAAUGGCAAUUCAAGUAAUUCGGCUACACCAACUAUAUCUUUGAAUGGUGGUAUCAGUGAUUUGAUCAAUGAAAAAUCAUUGACAAACAAUUUAUUAUCAUCAACAAUUGGUAUUGAUGAUGGUGGUAGUAAUGAAAAUCAUCAUAUAACAUCAGGAAGACAUAAUAAAAUGGAUCAUCAUCAUCAUCAUUCGAAAAAUCGUUCAUUGGAUAAAUCUUCUUUAUUUCAUAAUUCAAAUAAUAAUGAUACAGAUCAAUCGACACAUAAAUCAUCAUUGAUCAAUGGUAAUCGUGAUGAUGAUGGUGUUGAUAGUAAUCAUAGUGGUGGUAGUGGUAGUAAUCGUAGUGAUAAUCUUAACUAUAAUGGUAUUGGAAACAAUGGUAUAACUGGACGAAAUUAUCCAUUUGAUAAUCCUCAUCACCAUCAUCAUCAUCAUCAUCAUCGUAAUCAAAAUAAUAAUUCAACAAUUGAAUCCUCAAUAUCGAAUGGAUUGGCAACCACAACAACGAGCUCAGCAGCAGCAGCAGCCGAAGCAGCAUCAUCAACAUCAUCGAUUAUUGGACAGUCAUUACAACAACAAACGGCCGUACAUCAAUUGUUGAAUCAAUCAUUGCAACAACAAUCGCAUCAACAACCGGAACAUUGUCUAGAGACAUUAUUACGAAAUAUUGAAGGUUUAUUAGCUAUUGCAGCACAUAAUGCACGACAACAACAAGCACAACUUCAGUUACAAAAAGCUGAAAUACGUAAUGAAUAUUCAAAUCAAUUGGAACGUGAACGUGAACUACGUGAACAUGUGGAAAAACAAUUGAAUGAAGAGCAAAAAAUUCGAGUAAUAUAUCAGAAACGAUUUAAAAAAGAACGUAAACUUCGACGUAAAUUAGAGAACGAGCUUCAACAUCAACAUCAUCAUGGUGGUAGUAAAAAAUCAACAUUGACAACCUUAUCAUCAUCAUCAUCAUCAUCAGCAACAACAACAUCGACAACAACAACAACAACGACAACCCAAAUGGGCAGUCAUAAUAACAAUAAUUUAUCAAUGGCCAAUAAUAGUAAUAAUAACAAACAACAACAAUAUAGUCCACAAACAGUCAAUAAUAAUACAAUAGUUGCUAACAAUAAUAAUAACUCAUCAUCAUCAUCAUCCUCACCAUUAUCUAAUGAUAAUAAUGGGUCAAUGACCAACCAAAAUAGCCAAUCACAGCAACAACAACAACAACAACAAAAUACAAAUAACAAUGGCAAUAAUAAUAAUAAUAACAAAUCACCGACAACAACAACAACAGCAUUAUCACCACCAUCAUUGUCAUCAUCAUCGUUACCGCCUACACCACCGACGCCAUCAACAAUACAACAACAGGCACAACAAUCAUCAUCAUCGACAACAACUGGACACAGCAACAACAACAACAAC